GCACAUGCGCAGUGCACCGCCGGCCUCUGUAGCAAUGCAAAGAUGGCGUCCUCCCUGGCUAUCUGCAAUGCACGUUUACUCUCUGUAGGACUGUCUUCUGGCCACCGUCGAGCUUGGUCGCUGCUUGCCUCGGCUAGACAUGGAGAAACCUGUGCCACGGCGAUCUUGGGGAUACAACGGUGCAGGAUAGGGGGCGACUUUGGCUGUUUGAGACCUGAAAAUGCAGUGACAUUGAGACUCACAGGACUGAGGUCCCCCCAUGUUGUCAGCAGUAGUCACUCCUUCCACACCAGCUGCUCCUCAGCUAACAAACAGGACUUGUAUGAUGUUCUGGGGGUGCCUCGCACAGCCACUCAGAAAGAGAUCAAGAAAGCCUACUAUCAGAUGGCUAAGAAGUACCACCCAGACACCAACCAGGAUGACCCUCAGGCCAAGGAGAAGUUUGCCAAGCUGGCAGAAGCCUACGAGGUGCUGAGUGACGAGGUCAAGAGGAAGCAGUAUGACACAUACGGGGCGGCAGGCUUCGACCCCAGCCAGGCGGGAGGGGGGGCUGGGGGACAGCAGUACUGGAGGGCCGGGGGGGCCAGCGUCGACCCAGAGGAAAUGUUCAGGAAGAUCUUCGGGGAGUUCACAGGAGCGCAGGGUUUCGGAGACUUCAACAGCAUGUUUGAACAGAGGCCAGAGGUGUGGUUAUAACAGAUUAAUAACCCGGUUAUAACAAGUUUCAUGAUUCGGUAUAGAAAUAGAAUUGGUAGAAUAGAUGUUCGGUGUAGCGAGCCAGGAACCAAGGUCCAGCACUGUCACUACUGUAAAGGCACCGGCAUGGAGUCUAUAAACACCGGUCCCUUCAUGAUGCGCUCAACGUGUCGACGCUGUGGUGGGCGGGGCUCCAUCGUGACCACGCCCUGCGUGAUGUGUCGUGGCUCUGGGCAGACCAAACAGAGACAGACCGUCACCGUGCCUGUACCCGCAGGAGUAGACAAUGGACAGACUGUACGAAUGCCAGUGGGGAAGAAGGAAAUCCACAUCACUUUUAGAGUCCAGAGGAGUCCAGUGUUCAGACGUGAUGGGAUCAACAUCCACUCUGAUGUCCACAUCUCUGUAGCCCAGGCUAUUCUGGGGGGCUCUGCUAGAGCACAGGGACUCUACAACACCAUAGAUAUACAGAUCCCUCCAGGUUGCCAGGCCGACCAGAAGAUCCGUCUUCAGGGAAAGGGGAUCCAGAGGAUGAACAGCUAUAGUUAUGGAGAUCACUACGUUCACAUCAAGAUCAGAGUACCUAAGAAGUUAACCCGUCGACAGCGCUCCCUGCUGCUGAGUUAUGCAGAGGAGGAGACUGACGUGGAGGGGACUGUCAACGGAGUCACUGCUGCUACCACAGGUAAGAGAUCAACAGGACAAUAAUGGGAGAAGGUAAGCGACUGGCACUCCGUCCCGCUCACUACCCUCCCUCACCUACCGCCUGGAUAGAGGGAGAGAAAGAGGGAGAGAAAUUGAGGGGUUUGGAUUUGUUGUAAGAUCAUCCAUUUAGACACGGAACGGGCCACCAAGAAAGCCAAGCCCUGCCACACACUGUUCAGUCCUAAAUGACACGGAACGGGCCACCAAGAAAGCCAAGCCCUGCCACACACUGUUCAGUCCUAAAUGACACGGAACGGGCCACCAAGAAAGCCAAGCCCUGCCACACACUGUUCAGUCCCAAAUGACACAGGUGUUGGAUUGAGGAACUAAAAACUUGUUUUACCUGGAGGGGAUUCAAAAUGGACGUCAGCAAGGAGUACAGGAGAAGAUUUGCAAAGAGAAGCGAAAACAAUAAUUUGAGAGGGCUUUUCACAAUGAGUGUGUUUCAGAUACACAAAUUCUGCACAGAUGAUCAGGACCUGUAUACAGAGUAGGAGUGCUGAUCUAGGAUCAGUUGUCCAUUCAUUUUUAUCAGAGGCAAAACUGAUCCCAGAUCAGCAUUCCUACUAUGAGACGGGCCCUGAUCUUACAAUGGCUGGUCUGGAGAAGUGUCUCAGGAACCACGUCCAUAAGAGAGUGUUUGUAUAAUCUGUGCAGAAUGUGUCUAGAACUCACCCAUUGGCAUCAUGUUGUGGUCUGAUAAAGGCUGAUGCAUUUCGUUGUAUUGUCAUUGUGGUGUUGUAUGUGUAAGGGACAACACAGCUGUGCAAGACUUUGUUAAUAAAAUAUUGAAGCUGAAAUACAACUUCAUCAUACAUAAAAAUGCUUAAUUGUGGUAAACAUAGUUGUAUCAGUGCAUCUCUAAACCCUUCUGGAGUACAGUAUAGGUGAACCAUGUUUAUUUGGCAGCAAUUGGAAAACAUAGUAGUAGAUAUACUAUAUCUACUACAACAAUAACGCCACAUCAAUCUAUAUGCACAAAAAUAACAAUGUUGGUUUCUCCAUGUGAUCUGUCACACUCUUUUCCCUCAUCAUUCCCUUUUCUGUUGUUUUCCCCUCACAUUGUUUACCAGUCUGCCUCGCUGUUCUCUGAACCUUAAUCUUCUCUCGAUCUCCUUCCAUUCAAAUCCAAUUUGAUUUGUCGCAUACUUCAUAAACAGGUGUAGACACAGUGAAAUGCUUACAGGUCCACCCCAACAGCGUAAAGGAUAAAACAUCCUAGAAAAAUAGUAACACAAGGAAUAAAUACACAAUGAGUAAUAUAUAUAUCACACACACAUGUGUUGCGGUGUCAGUGUGAGGGUAGAGUCAAAAGAGUUAGUGCAAAAAGGGUGCGUGCAUAUAGUCUUAACUAUUUAGCAGUCUUCUGGUUUGGGGGUAGAAGCUAAUCAGGGUCCAGUUGGUUCCAGACAGCCAGUGCAUUGCAAUAUACUGUGCAUGUUUUUGUUUUCUUCAUGUCUUUUUUCAUUAUUUGAUCUUAGCGAAUCACACUACAGCGGAGCAGGGCUCCAAAUCAAUACAUUCUCUAACUCAGCUUCUCAUCUCCUCUCCCCUCUCAUUUUCUUAAAUAAAUUGUGUAUCCAAUGUAGAACCUGGUCGAACAUCACAUUAAAUUUGAUAAUCAUC
Molecule: messenger RNA, 3027 nt
Organism: Oncorhynchus tshawytscha (Chinook salmon)
Lineage: Eukaryota; Metazoa; Chordata; Actinopteri; Salmoniformes; Salmonidae
Gene: dnaja3b
Product: DnaJ heat shock protein family (Hsp40) member A3b
Exons: 12
Biological process (GO): response to heat; protein folding; mitochondrion organization
Cellular component (GO): mitochondrion
Molecular function (GO): heat shock protein binding; ATP binding; protein kinase binding
Source: RefSeq, a predicted model, not a curated record